AUGCAUACAUUCAUAUCUAGAAAUUAUAAGAAACAUUAGCAUCUUUAUUCACUACAUCAGCCAUUAUGGCUUUGCAGCAAAGAUUACAAAAGAUUGUGACAGGGUUAAAAAACAGAAAUGAAGAAGUGCGUGGGAAAUAUGCUAACACAUUGCAGCAUUUUGUAACAACUGAACUACGUGAAGCAACAUCUGAUCAGUACCCUGAAUUGAUGGAGCAGCUUGUGCGGUUCAUUUAUGACUUAGUAAAUAGUGCAGAUGUAAAUGAGAAAAAGGGAGGAAUCCUGGCCAUAGUUGGACUAAUUGGUGUUGAUGGUGGAAACGCAACAAGAACAUCACGUUUUGCUAAUUAUCUCCGUAAUAUGCUGCCAUGUAAUGAUGUGAGUGUGAUGGAAAUGGUUGCCAAAGCAGUUGGCAGACUAGCACAAGUUGGUGGCACCUUCUCUGCUGACUAUGUAGAAUUUGAAGUCAAAAAAGCUCUAGAAUGGCUUUCUGGUGAUCGCCAUGAAGGUAGAAGGCAUGCAGCGGUUUUGGUAUUAAGGGAACUGGCUGUCAAUGCUCCAACUUUCUUCUUUCAACAUGUACAAUCAUUUUUUGAUCAUUUUUACAAUGCAGUCCGAGAUGUCAAGCCUGCUAUACGUGAAGGGACAGUUGAAGCCCUGAGAGCUUGUUUUGCAAUAAUUGCACAAAGAGAAACAAAGAAGAACCAUUAUACUCAUUGGUAUCAGCAAGUGUAUGACGAGGCUAAAAAAGGUUUUGAGGACCUUGCAAGCACAAAAGAACGUGGUAAUGUUUUGACUAGGGAAGAUAAAGUACAUGGAUCUCUACUUGUUAUGCAAGAGUUGAUCAGAAAUAGUAGCAGUGAAGGAGAGAGAUUAAGACAACAAAUGGAGGAUGUUUAUGCAGAAAAACAAAUCCAAACAUCUAGAAGCAGGGAGUUUACAAAGCCCACACGGUUUUUGUCCCACCAAAGCCAUCACCAUCAACACCAAAUGUCAAUAAUGCCUUUGCUUGAAAGUGGAGGACAUCAUAUACCACAUUCACAAAGCAGAUUUUGUAAAGAAUUUAUGGACUUAAAGUUUGAUGAAGUUUGUACUUUGGUUUUGCGACACAAAUCUUCCAAAAGUAGUCUGGUCCAGCAUACACUCCUGACAUUUCUGCCACAGCUUGCUGCUUUUAAAUCCAAGGUUUUUGUAAAGAAACAUUUACCAGAGACAAUAAUAUUUAUGAGUGCUUCAUUAAAGAAGGAUCGUGAACGAUCAGCAGCAUUUGAGGCUAUUGGUUUGUUGGCUGUUGCUGUCAAGAGUGAUAUUAUACCUCAUUGGAGGCACUGGCAUGGUGUUUUAGAAAGCAUAAAAAUAUUAUUACCUAACAGGGAACCUGGUCAUAGAAAAAAAACAAAUCUGGUUGAUCCAAUGGUGUUUGCUUGCGUAAGUAUGACGGCUAGGGCUGUUGGUCCAAAAAUGGCAGGAAAAGAUCCUAUCUUUAAAGAGAUUAUCGACCAAAUGCUUGGUGUUGGCUUGAGUCCUGCACUUACAGCUGCAUUAAGAGAUCUUGCAACGAUCAUACCCGCAUCUAAAAAGACCAUACAGGAUGGACUGUUGAAUAUGCUUUCCCAAAUAUUGAUGCACCGUCCUCUGCGUCACCCUGGUGUACCAAAAAGUGCUAUGAUUGCACCAACACCUUCUGGAUCUAGUCAUUUCUCAUUUACAGAUGAUGAUGUAUCAAUGACAACUCUAGCAUUGCGAACUCUGGGGACAUUUGAUUUUGAAGGAAAUACAUUAACACGAUUCAUCAGUCAUUGUGCAGAUAACUUUCUGUCGAGUGAACACAAAGAUAUCAGAAUUGAAGCAGUUCGAACAUGCUCUUACUUGUUAACACCAACAUUACAUCCAAUGGUAGUUCCCAAUGCACAAGUUAACUAUCCAAUCAGUUCUUCUGGACAACAAGUUGUCUCUGAGGUUUUAAGUAAGCUUUUGACUGUUGGAAUAACUGACCCAGAUCCUGACAUCAGGUUUUGCGUUUUGUCUUCACUUGAUACAAAGUUUGAUGCUCAUUUGGCACAGGCAGAGAAUUUGCAAGCUCUUUUCAUUGCUCUAAAUGAUGAAGAAUUUGAAAUAAGAGAAUUAGCGUUAUGCACAAUUGGACGGUUGUGUAGUUUUAAUCCUGCAUAUAUUAUGCCUUCUCUCAGAAAGACACUUAUACAGAUUUUAACCGAACUUGAAUACAGUGGAAUGGGCCGUAACAAAGAACAGAGUGCAAGAAUGUUGGCAUAUCUUGUUUCUAAUGCACCAAGAUUGAUUCGUCCUUACAUGGAGCCAAUUUUGAAGGCUUUAGUACCUAAACUGAAGGAUCAAGAUCCAAAUCCUGGUGUUGUUACUAGUGUUCUGGCUGCAAUUGGAGAGCUGGCACAAGUUAGUGGUGUGGAAAUGCGAAAAUACAUUGAUGAGUUAUUUCUUGUUAUCAUUGACAUGUUGCAAGAUGCAUCUUCAUUAGCAAAGAGAGAGGUUGCACUUUGGACACUGGGACAGUUAGUUGAAAGCACUGGGUACGUUGUUGAACCAUACAAAAAGUAUCCUAACUUGUUAGAAGUGUUGUUAAACUUUCUAAAAACAGAACAAUCGCCUGGUAUUCGAAAGGAGGCAAUUCGUGUUCUUGGCCUUCUUGGUGCUUUGGAUCCUUACAAGUAUAAAGAGAUAUGUGUUGGUGGUAAAGAAGCCAAUGCUAUUGCACUGUCUAGUGAACCAGCUGGUAACUCGAAUGACAGCACUGAGGCCACAGAAACCAGCACAAGUGAAAUGCUGGUAACAAUGGGCAGUGCACAUUUAGAAGAGUUCUAUCCUGCUGUAGCCAUUGCUGCUUUAAUGAGGAUUAUGAGAGAUCCGGCUCUCUCUGCACACCAUACAACAGUCAUACAAGCUGUUCAUUUCAUUUUUAACAAUCUGGGCAUGAAAGGUGUACAGUAUCUGCCUCAGCUGAUGCCGUCAUACUUAAACGUCAUUCGAACAUGUGAGCCUGCAUUUCGAGAGUUCAUUCUACAAAUGUUGGGGAAGUUAAUUUCCGUGGUUAAGCAGCAUAUUCGUAAUUACCUGGAUGAAAUAUUUGAUCUAAUCAAGGAAUAUUGGGUGGUUACCAGUCUUGUUACUCUUCAGAAUACUAUUAUUGAUUUAAUUGAACAGCUUGCUGGUGCACUGAGUGGAGAAUUUAAGUUGUACCUUCCACAAAUUUUGCCACAUAUGUUGAAGGUGUUUAUCAAUGAUAGAAGUGAGCAAAGAACCGUUACGUGCAAGCUUUUAGCUGGUAUACAAAAAUUUGGACAAAGUUUUGACGAUUACUUACAUUUGCUUAUACCACCUGUUGUUAAACUAUUUGACAGCGCCGAUGCACCGAAAGAAGUUCGACAAGCUUCUUUGGAGACACUUGGCAAACUAUGCGAAUGUGUAGACCUGCGUGAAUAUGCAGCAAGGAUUAUUCAUCCAUUAAUAAGAGUUUUGGAUUUGUCACCAGAUCUUAGACCUGUUGCUAUGAAUACUCUUACCCAAAUAGUGACCCAGAUGGGAAAGAACUUUUCUAUUUUUAUCCCUGCAGUGUACAAGGUACUUGCGAAGCAUAGAAUAACACAUCAAAAAUAUGAAUGCAUUGUCACACGAAUUCAAAAGAGUGGUGUUUCACUUGAUUAUGAUCCAGACCCUUUGCAACGAAGAAAGCAAAACUCCAAAUCUGGCUCACAAGAUGAUCAAGGAGUUCCAGCGGCGUCUGAUGGUUUAAGAAAGCUGCAUGUUAGUGCAAAUAACCUUCAGAAGGCCUGGGUUGCUGCAAGACGUGUGUCCAAGGAUGAUUGGAUGGAAUGGUUACGUCGGUUGAGUGUUGAAUUACUAAAAGAGUCACCUUCGCCGGUACUACGGUCUUGCCAGGUUUUGGCGCAAGAAUACAAUCCACUAGCAAGGGAUUUAUUUAAUGCAGCUUUUGUUUCCUGUUGGUCAGAAUUAACUGAAGAUCAACAAGAUGGACUUGUAAACAGUUUAGAACAAGCCUUAAAAUCACAGAACAUUCAGCAGAUUACACAAACACUUUUAAAUUUAUCGGAAUUUAUGGAACACUGUGAGAUAAAGGGAACAUUUUCGUUGAACAUUGAAUUACUUGGUGAAUGCGCCACAAAAUGUUUAGCAUACGCAAAAGCUCUUCACUAUAAAGAAAUAGAAUUUUCAAAUCAUGUGACACUGGAGGUGUUAGAAUCGCUUAUUAGCAUAAACAAUAAGCUCCAAAAUCCUGAAGCAGCCAAUGGUGUACUUGUAUAUGCUACAAAAAAUUCGAAAGUAGAUAUUAAAGUUCAACAGCGUUGGUUUGAAAAACUUCACGAUUGGGAGCAUGCGUUAGAUGCUUACGAAACAAAACAUGAGCAAGACCCCAAUGAUCAUGAUCUUCUACUUGGUCGCAUGAGAUGUCUGGAGGCACUUGGGAAAUGGGGUGAACUAAAUAAGCUCGCUUGUGAAAACUGGCAAGGCGUUAGUGACGAUAUUCGGCAUAAGAUGGCUCGGACUGCUGCAUCUGCUGCAUGGGGUCUGGGUGAAUGGGAAAGCAUGGAAGAAUACACUCUGAUGAUACCAAGAGAUAAAGUUGAAGGUGCAUUUUUUCGUGCAGUGUUAGCACUGCACCAAAACCAUUUUACAAGAGCUCACAGUUGUAUUGAUAGUGCGCGUGAUAUGCUCGAUACAGAACUUACAGCUAUGGUUGGCGAGUCGUAUAAUAGAGCUUAUGCUGCUAUGGUAACAGUACAAAUGUUAUCGGAGUUAGAAGAGGUGAUUGAGUAUAAAUUACUACCUGAUCGAAGGGAAUCGAUCAAACAGUCUUGGUGGGACCGUUUGCAGGGUUGUCAACCUAUCGUCGAAGACUGGCAGAAAAUCAUCAAGGUUCAUUCACUUGUGUUGACACCUCAAGAAGAUAUGAGGACGUGGCUGAAGUAUGCCAGUUUGUGCAGAAAAUCUGGACAGUUGGCCUUGUCGCAUCAAACACUGGUUAUGUUGCUAGGAGUGGAUCCGGCUAAAAGUCCUGAACAACCAAUUCCUUCACUGUAUCCUCAAGUUACCUUUGCUUACAUGAAACACAUGUGGAAGUCUGGACAGAGGGAUGAUGCAUUCCGCCAUUUACAUCACUUUGUUCGUGCAACAUUGAGACCUCAAGUAACUCAAGUCUCUCAGCCUGUCGGCGAUGAUUUGGACUGCGACAAAAAGCAGAAUUUGACUUGCUUACUAGCGAAGUGUUACAUGAAAUUGGGCGAUUGGAUGACAACUAAUCAAGGGAUUAAUUCAAACACAAUAACAGAGAUUCUUCAGUAUUACGCAGCAGCUACAGCAAACGAAAGCAAAUGGUACAAGGCGUGGCAUUCAUGGGCGUUGAUGAAUUAUGAGAGUGUUUUAUAUUACAAGAACAACCAAGCACCUGCCGCCGAACCACCGGCUGCUGCGUCACCACCUGGUUCACCAAGAAAAACACAAGUUACCGAUUCUGUUCAUAUUUACACUGUCCCAGCUGUGCAAGGUUUUUUCCGCUCAAUCUCACUUUCAAAAGGAAACUCACUUCAGGAUACACUGAGGUUGCUUACACUAUGGUUCGAAUAUGGACAUUGGCCAGACGUGAACACAGCCUUAGUUGAAGGUUUAAAAACUAUUCAAAUAGAUAACUGGUUACAGGUAAUACCGCAACUGAUCGCAAGAAUUGACACACCUCGUCAAUUAAUUAGUGGACUGAUUCACCAGCUCUUAUCUGAUGUCGGAAAACAACAUCCACAGGCUUUGAUUUAUCCUGUAACUGUUGCGUCAAAGUCAGCCAGUGUCGAUCGUCGUGAAGCAGCCAAUCAAAUCCUUACAAAUCUGGGCGAGCACAGCCCUGCACUUGUUCAACAAGCGAUGAUGGUGAGUGAAGAACUCAUUCGAGUGGCCAUCUUAUGGCAUGAGUUAUGGGCUGAAGGUCUAGAAGAAGCAUCUAGGUUGUACUUUGGUGAACGGAACAUCAAAGGGAUGUUUACUGUUUUGGAUCCGUUGCACCAAAUGAUGGAGCGUGGUCCGCAGACGCUGAAUGAAACAUCUUUUCAACAGGCCUAUGGUCGAGAUCUAAUGGAAGCACAAGACUGGUGUAGAAAAUAUCAGAAAACUGGCAGCGAUAAGGAUCUGACGCAAGCUUGGGAUCUCUACUAUCAUGUUUUUAGAAGAAUCUCGAAGCAGUUGCCACAGCUCUCUUCACUGGAACUUCAAUACGUUUCGCCCAAGUUACUCUCGUGUAGAGACCUGGAGUUAGCUGUUCCUGGAACGUAUGAGCCAGAUAGACCAAUCACACAAAUCAAACAAAUUAGCACAACGCUGAAUGUGAUCACGUCAAAACAGAGACCAAGAAAAUUGAGUAUUACUGGUAGCAACGGAGCCGAGUUUAUGUUUUUGUUGAAAGGACAUGAAGAUCUUCGGCAGGAUGAACGUGUCAUGCAACUCUUUGGUUUAGUGAAUACGUUGUUAGCAAACGAUUCUGUUACAUUCAAAAGACACUUGAGUAUCCACCGUUAUGCUGUUAUUCCGCUCUCCACAAAUUCUGGGUUGAUUGGCUGGGUGCCUCAUUGCGACACUCUUCAUACGUUGAUUCGAGAUUAUCGAGACAAAAAGAAAAUUCUUCUCAACAUCGAGCACCGAAUAAUGUUGCGUAUGGCGCCUGAUUACGAGCAUUUGACCUUGAUGCAGAAAGUUGAAGUGUUCGAGCACGCGCUUGCGAACACACAUGGUGAUGAUUUGGCGAAAGUUUUGUGGCUGAAGAGUCCAAGCUCCGAGGUAUGGUUCGAUCGAAGAUUAAAUUACACUAGAUCAAUCGCAGUUAUGUCUAUUGUUGGAUAUGUGCUUGGUCUUGGAGAUAGACAUCCUUCCAAUCUGAUGUUGGAUCGUAUGUCUGGCAAAAUACUUCAUAUUGAUUUUGGCGAUUGCUUCGAGGUUGCAAUGACACGAGAAAAAUUCCCCGAAAAGAUUCCAUUCAGACUGACAAGAAUGCUGAUCAAUGCUAUGGAGGUUACUGGAAUUGAUGGCAACUAUCGAAUGACGUGUGAAAGUGUGAUGCGCGUUCUUCGUGAGAAUAAAGACAGCUUGAUGGCUGUGUUAGAAGCGUUUGUGUACGAUCCGUUAUUGAAUUGGAGGCUAAUUGACACUCAAAAAGAAAAACGAUCAAAAGGCAGACCUGAAUCUUAUGCACAACACAAUGAAGGAAAUGAAUUUCAUGAAGCCUACGACCGAACACAUGAUCGACCACGUGGCAAAAAACCAGCGGCGGGUGCAGCAGAUAACCCGCAACAAGACGCUGAGUAUGGAAACAAGCCAGAAGCUGUAAACAAACGAGCCUUACAAAUUGUUAAUCGAGUCAAAGAUAAAUUAACUGGACGUGAUUUUAAUAAAGACGAAGCCAUAGAGGUGGAAAAACAAGUUGACUUGCUUAUCCAACAAGCUACUUCACAUGCAAACUUAUGCCAAGCUUACAUUGGCUGGUGUCCGUUCUGGUAACGUUAGGAAGCAAAUUAAAGACUUGACAUGACUUUUGAAAGAACUGCCACGACAAAAAAAUCCUUCGUUGCGAUACUUGAUUCGAUCGAUUCUUGUAGCAUGCUCGUUUUCUACAAAUAGUAAAAAUAUGCACAAAUUACCUUGUGAUAUUUGCAGUCAGAAAUAUUGUCCGAGGACUUUCUAUACUAAACCAUACCAAUUUUAAAAAAUGUACUGUAAGUUUGCAGUAUUUUUUUCCAUAAUUACUAAUGACAUAUUUGCCCACAAUAAAAAGUAAAGAUUUAAAAUUUAUAGGAUUGUAAAUACUGUUGUUGUUAGGCCGUGAAUCUGCGGGAAUUCGCCGUCGCUAUUCGCAGCUACCAUUUUA
Hydractinia symbiolongicarpus is the source of this 7893-nucleotide messenger RNA. RefSeq names its product serine/threonine-protein kinase mTOR-like. Gene Ontology annotation, biological process: TOR signaling; negative regulation of macroautophagy; protein phosphorylation. Bases 66 to 7526 code for a protein of 2486 amino acids. The record is from RefSeq and is a predicted model, not a curated record. Lineage: Eukaryota; Metazoa; Cnidaria; Hydrozoa; Anthoathecata; Hydractiniidae. Gene Ontology annotation, molecular function: protein binding; protein serine/threonine kinase activity; protein-containing complex binding. Gene Ontology annotation, cellular component: TORC1 complex; nucleus; TORC2 complex. The transcript is spliced from 57 exons.